CCAAAUCCCCAAAUCUUUGUCUGAAAAAAGCCUCCCUUUUUUUUGGUGCCUUUUUGGAUCCAAUCCUUCCUAUAAAAUCAAAAACCCUAAUUUGUUACAACACUCUUCCAAGCUCUCUCCUUUUUCCAUUCAACAACCCAAAGCUCACAUCUUUGAUUCAUCCAAUGCCUCCACAUUCUCAUCUUCAACAUCACCAUCACUCCCAUUGCCAUUCUUCUCCUCCUUCUCCUUCUCCUUGCUGUUCCUUCUCUUCUCCUCCUCCUUCUUCUCCAUCUUGCUGUUCUUGUUGCUGUGGAUGCUGCCCUUCUUCUCAACCUCCUCCUUCUCCUCCUCCUCCUGAUCAGAUGGUGGUGCUCCUCCAAUCCCUCCUUUCAAACCAACUCCAUAUCCCCAAUCCUCCCUCAUCUGAUCACCAUCUUCUCCAAACCCUUGCAAACCAUCUCCCCAAGCCCUAUCCGCAACCUCCACAGCGCCAGCACAAGGAUCCUGACAACAAGACUCAGUCGUUGCUUCUCUCUCUCCUCCGCCGUGUCUCCGCUCUCGAGUCCCAGCUUCCCGAUCUCUCUCGUCCACCACCACCGCCUCCGCCGCAGCCGGUAGUUCCAGCCAGUGCUGCUCCGAAGCUGUCUCUUAGGGAUGUGGCGGCGAGGACCAUUCAGGCUCGGUUCCGUGAGUUCCUUGUGCGGAGAUCACGGACUCUCCGGCACCUCAAGCAGCUUGCUGCUCUGAAAUCCCAUGCUGCUGCUCUUCGGUCCUCGCUCUCCGGCAAGGUACGCGUUGCUGAUUCGGAGCGUGUCUCACAGAGAGCCAUGGAUCUUCUUCUCCAGUUGGAUUCCAUUCAGAGCUCUGAUCUGAUGAUUCGGGAGGGGAAGAAGUCCAUCACACGGGAGCUUACCCGGAUUCUAGAGUUCAUAGAUAAGGUUUCACCGAAAGGGAAUCUGAAUCCGAUUAAAGAAGAUGGUGCCGGCACUGAUCGGAGACGGCAUUGGCAAAACUCCAAAGCAGUGAAAAGAGUGAGCUUUUCUGAGUUUGAUUCAUAUGCGCCAUUUGCAGAAGAUCUCAUUGAUUUGGGUGGUGAGAUGGAAAGGUUGGAUGAAGAACAUGUUGAGGAUGCCGAAUUGGAAGUUGAGAAUGGAUUAAGCUUUGGAAUUGGAAGGAAGUUGGGUCUCUAUGCUCCCAUGCCGGUGCACAUGGAACCAAGGGAAAGCUAGAAAUGCAGCAGAGAGAGGUGUGCAUUGAACUUCUCUUUGUGUGUGUUCUUGUUGUAUUAGUUUCUUUCUAGUGUUUGUAGCUUGCUAAUGCCUUUGAGAAGUUGCAUGUCACUUGGUUUGAUUCCACUAAUGUUAGUCAUUGUUGUACCUUUAGUUGUUCAACUAGAAGAGCAUGAUUCUCUUUGUAUUAUUUUCUUUCUAGUGUUUGUAGCUUGCUAAUGCCUUUGAGAAGUUGCAUGUCACUUGGUUUGGUUCCACUAAUGUUGUUAGUCAUUGUUGUACCUUUAAUUGUUCAACUAAGAUAGCAUGACUCUCUUUGUUUA
This is a messenger RNA of Dioscorea cayenensis subsp. rotundata (Guinea yam), 1534 nucleotides long. RefSeq names its product BAG family molecular chaperone regulator 8, chloroplastic. The coding region runs from base 165 to 1211 and encodes 348 amino acids. The transcript is spliced from 2 exons. Gene Ontology annotation, cellular component: plasmodesma. The record is from RefSeq and is a predicted model, not a curated record. Gene Ontology annotation, biological process: protein folding. Lineage: Eukaryota; Viridiplantae; Streptophyta; Magnoliopsida; Dioscoreales; Dioscoreaceae.